Messenger RNA from Leptidea sinapis, 3106 nucleotides. RefSeq names its product ATP-binding cassette sub-family D member 3 (gene Pmp70). Gene Ontology annotation, cellular component: peroxisomal membrane. The coding region runs from base 330 to 2342 and encodes 670 amino acids. Gene Ontology annotation, molecular function: ABC-type transporter activity; ATP binding; long-chain fatty acid transmembrane transporter activity. Gene Ontology annotation, biological process: fatty acid beta-oxidation; peroxisome organization; very long-chain fatty acid catabolic process. The transcript is spliced from 15 exons. NCBI's taxonomy places the organism in Eukaryota, Metazoa, Arthropoda, Insecta, Lepidoptera, Pieridae. The record is from RefSeq and is a predicted model, not a curated record.
CUCAAAGUUGAUACAAAUUUUUUAACUAUAGUGGAAUAUUUUUUAUUCUCCAAACACAUUAAUUCAAGGUUAUCAUGCAAUUGCAAACCAGUUAAGCUGAAAGUUCAUGAAUUGAGAGUUUAGACUGGUUGAGACGAUACAUUAGUUAGGUAGUCAUCAAAAUAAAUACAAUUAAAACUAUUAAAAUUUUCGUACUUAGUUCUAACAGUGAUACGAAGAACAAGUGGCGUGUUGUGAUUAGUGAUACUAAUUACUAGUACUAAUAGAUUUAUUGUGAUAUCAUGCGUUUUUUAAUUUUAUUUUAACAAGUUUUAUUCAAAAAUAUUAAAAUGGCACCAAACUUUAGUAAAUUUACCUCAAGAACUGAUGUUAAAAUUGCUUUAGCAGCUAGUGCUGCACUUAGUGCUUGGAUUAUUAAGAAAGCCAUAAAAUCAAGUCAAACUAAAACGAAAAAAUCAAAUCGCCUUACAUUAGAAGAGAGUGUACAAUAUAUGAUCAAAGAUAAGGACAAAAGAGGGCUGAAAGCUGAAAUUAAUUCAAAAUUCUUCCGAGAGCUGUUAGUACUAUGGAAGAUAAUGGUGCCGGGAGUGUGGUCGAAGGAGAGCGGCCUCAUGGUGAUGAUAGCAGUGUCUUUGGUAUCAAGAACGCUUUGCGAUUUAUGGUUUAUUCAGCAUACGACACAUAUAGAAGGAUCAAUCAUCACAAUGAACGCGCCAGAAUUUAAGAAACUGCUGAUUCAGUUCUUCAUGGCCAUGCCAUUGAUAUCGCUUGUAAAUAACGCUUUAAAGUGGAGUAUUGGAGAAGUGAAGCUUAGAAUAAGGACUAAUUUAUCACUACAUUUAUACGAGCAAUAUUUAAAGGGGUUCACGUACUACAAGGUGACGAAUCUGGACAGCCGGAUCGCGAACGCUGACCAGCUGCUCACCACAGACGUGGAGAAGUUCUGCGACACCAUCAUCGACCUGUACAGCUACAUCAGCAAGCCGCUGCUGGACAUAGCUCUCUACCUCUACCGCCUCACCGUCAACCUGGGACCAGAGACGCCUGCCCUGACCAUGUCAUAUUUGUUAGCUUCUGGAAUGUUCUUGACUUAUCUUCGGAGGCCAACGGCUCGUAUGACAGUACAAGAGCAGAAACUGGAGGGUGAAUACAGAUUUGUCAACUCGAGACUUAUUACUAAUGCUGAAGAGAUUGCAUUCUAUCAGGGCAACAGACGCGAACACCUCACGUUGCUGUCGAGCUUCUACAAGCUGACGCGGCACCUGCGGAACUUCCUGCACUUCCGAGUCGCUAUGGGAUUCAUUGACAACAUCGUCGCUAAAUAUAUUGCCAUCGUGGUCGGCUUCUACGCUGUCUCGCGGCCGUUCUUCGUGAAAGACCACAACCUGUUGACAACUGGAUCCGAUCAGGACAGAUUUAAGUACUACUACACGUACGGUCGGAUGCUGGUCAAGUUGGCGGAGGGUAUCGGUCGCCUGGUGCUGUCAGGCCGCGAGGUCAGCAAGUUGUCCGGGCUCACGGCGCGAGUGACCCAGCUGCGGACGGUUCUCGCUGACCUGCACCAGGGGAAGUACUCACGCACCAUGCUGGAGUCCGCUGCGCACGCGCACGCCAACGGUACAGUUUCAGUGAUGAACCUGCAGCCAGGCGCGGGGCGUAUCAUCUACCAGGACAACAUCAUCCGCUUCGACCGGGUGCCGUUGGUGACGCCCAACGGAGACGUGCUCAUUAAAGAGCUCACGUUUGAAGUCAAGUCUGGCAUCAACGUGUUGGUGUGCGGGCCCAACGGUUGCGGCAAGUCGUCCAUGUUCCGAAUGCUCGGCGAACUGUGGCCAAUAUUCGGCGGAACGCUCACCAAGCCGCCCAAGGGGAAACUGUUCUACGUGCCGCAACGACCUUACAUGACCCUCGGAACCUUCAGAGACCAGGUAAUAUAUCCUCAAACUCGCGAUGAGAUGUUGCGACGCGGACGCACAGACGAAGAGCUCAACCGCUUCCUGGAUAUAGUGCAGCUGUCGUACCUCACGCAGCGGGAGGGCGGCUGGGACUCCGUGGAGGACUGGAUGGACGUUCUCUCCGGGGGGGAGAAGCAGCGGAUAGCGAUGGCGCGGCUAUUCUACCACGCGCCACAGUUCGCGAUCCUGGACGAGUGCACCAGCGCCGUGUCGGUCGACGUAGAAGGCCAGAUGUAUCAGUACUGCAGAGAGAUGGGCAUCUCCCUGUUCACGGUGUCUCACCGCAAGUCCCUGUGGAGACACCACGACCAUUUCCUGCAGAUGGACGGACGAGGCUCCUACGCGUUCGGGGAGAUUGACAACCAGACCGAGGAGUUCGGGUCGUGAUCCCGACGGCAAGGAUUAGCGCGCGGCAGGAUUGUGGUGUUUCUAAAAUACAAUGAUUAAUUGGUUGCGCGUAUACGCAUCAGGAAACUAUGAAAUUCGAAGGCAUAUAACAAUCGUUUUUAUGAAUAUGAUUUUAAUAAGUGUUAAAUAUGUUUAAAUAAACUUUUAAUUUGUGGGAUAUUAAAAUAAAGAUUAAGCGCCGCCAUUGGUCAAAACAUAUCUGACGUAAAGACAACUAAAUGUCAAGUUUUAACCUAAUCCCUCCACGUGAUUGUUAUUUUAAACUGGUAGGUACAUAUAUAACAAUAAAUUUUCUUAACAAUUCAUGUGUAACUGUCUCCAUCUGUUUGCUGUUUUUAAUGCGAUUUCUAAACUAUGGUAUAUAAAAUUAUAGUAUAUUUAUUCCUAUAAUUCACAUAAUACAAUCUACUUACUUCGCAAAUGUAGAGCACAUGAAUAACUUAUAUAAAACUGACUAAUCUGCCUUUUUAAUGGUCUUUAUGUAAAAUUUUGAUAUUUACAAAUUGUACUCGAAACUCAAAUCGUUCACAUCGCUGAAUUAUAUUUGAGUUAAAAACAACUGUUUAUAUUAUUCUUGUGAUUUCGAAAUAGUGACCUAUGUCCCCGGAUGCCUGGGAAAGAGUGGACAGACUUAUUAAACUCGUUUUAUACGCGCAUUCAAUGUUACUCCAUCGUCAUGCCCACUGCAAUUGACCAUUUGAAAUGUUAUAUCACAAAGCUCCAUCGAAUGUUUGACACUGACA